This is a messenger RNA of Juglans microcarpa x Juglans regia, 1636 nucleotides long. RefSeq names its product zinc finger protein CONSTANS-LIKE 16-like. Gene Ontology annotation, molecular function: zinc ion binding; protein binding. Lineage: Eukaryota; Viridiplantae; Streptophyta; Magnoliopsida; Fagales; Juglandaceae. The transcript has 2 exons. The record is from RefSeq and is a predicted model, not a curated record. Gene Ontology annotation, cellular component: nucleus. Gene Ontology annotation, biological process: regulation of DNA-templated transcription. Bases 79 to 1473 code for a protein of 464 amino acids.
UUUGUGAAAUGUUUUCAUUCUUUUAGUUUGCCUAACAAUCUGUACUACUUCUGCAUCAUAAUUAGAAAGCUUUCUUUCAUGAUCACUGAAAAGAAAGCUGCAAAUGCCGUGGGAGGCAAGACGGCACGAGCUUGUGAUAGCUGUGUGCGUAGGCGGGCUAGCUGGUUUUGUGCUGCCGAUGAUGCUUUUCUUUGUCAAGCUUGCGAUGCAUCGGUGCACUCCGCCAAUCAAUUAGCAAGCAGACACGAAAGGGUUCGGCUCCAGAUAUCAUCUGUGAAACCCAAAAACGAACGUUCAAGAACCGAUGAUGAUUCUCCACCAGCAUGGCACCGUGGUUUCACACGCAAGGCGCGAACCCCACGCCAUAACAAGCCUAUAUCUGUGCAGCGACAGGCUAAAGAGGAGGAGAAUGUCUUGGAACUUCUGCCUGUUGUUCCAGAGAUUGGCAGUGAAGUAGAUUCCCCAGAUGCCUGCAAUGAAGAACAUGAGCUUCUUUACCGGGUUCCUAUCUUCGACCCUUUUGCUGCUGAACUUUGCCAUGAAAUGGAAAACACGAUUGAGGAUGAGAGAACCACCAUGGGGAUGAAGAAUGAAGUGGGGACAGUGGUGGGUGAUGAUUAUGGACAAGGUGGGGUUUGUGACUUGGAUGAUUUACAUGGGUUUCUGUCCUCAGAAAUGGAGCUUGCUGGUUUUGCUGCUGAUGUUGAGAACCUUUUAGGCAAAGGACUUGACGAUGAGGAAUCUGCUGCUGACAUCAAAGGAUUGGGACUUCUAGGAUACUGUAAAGAGGAAGAUGGAAAUGAUUUGUGCAUUGAUGUUGGAGAGAGAAGAGUAAAGGUUGAAGAGGAGGAUCAAGAGAUGGAAGCUGCUAUCGUAGCAUGUGAUGAUCAAUUGAAUCCAUUAAUGGUGGAGAACAUGAGAGAAACAUUAGAUUGGAAAUUUGAUUACGAGUUGCAGCAGUUUGCUGGAGAUCAGGAUCAGGAGAAGGCAACUCCCAUGGCAGAAAAGGAAACGAUGUGCGGAAAAGGAUCAUGUGAAGAGGAGAUGAUAAGGAAGGAGAUGUUUUUGAGGCUAAACUAUGAGGAAGUUAUUAAAGCUUGGGCUGGCCAGGGUUGUCCAUGGACGACAGGAACACGACCGGAGCUCAAUCCUGACCCGCUGUACUGCUGGCCAGACUUCAUGGGAGAAGCUCAUGAUCAGCCUGCAUAUGGAGAUACAGGAGUAGUAGUAGGCAUUGAUGAAGAAAACCAUGCGGGAUGGCGGGAUCAUGAGGUUAGAGAAGCAAGAGUAUCAAGGUACAGAGAGAAGAGAAGGACACGCUUGUUCUCAAAGAAGAUAAGGUACCAAGUACGGAAACUGAACGCGGAGAAGAGGCCAAGAAUGAAAGGCAGAUUUGUUAAGAGGACGUCCACCUUCCUCAUGGGGACUUCUAUUCCUACUGCUGCCGCCGCAUUUCCCUACCUCAACAAAUAACCGUUAUUUAACUAAUUAACUGCCAAGUUUGAUUGGCCAAGUUGGAAUAGUUAAGGUCAUGGUCGUUUAAUUAGGGCUCUUAAUUAGGCUGCCUAGCUUUGAUUACUUGCAUGUUAUGUCAUAAAUGUCAGUAAUUAGCUACGUACGCAGCUUAUUACCUUAA